Molecule: messenger RNA, 1243 nt
Organism: Nematostella vectensis (starlet sea anemone)
Lineage: Eukaryota; Metazoa; Cnidaria; Anthozoa; Actiniaria; Edwardsiidae
Exons: 2
Coding region: 1-618 (205 amino acids)
Molecular function (GO): nucleic acid binding; zinc ion binding
Source: RefSeq, a predicted model, not a curated record
AUGGCUACUAAAGAGGAUCUAGAAAGCUUCAAAUCCUUUCUACUGACCGAGCUUGACGCCCAUAAAUCAAGUCUCACAAGUUUAUUUAAAGAGUCUUCCGACUCGGCUGAACAAGCGCUAACUUUGUCGAAGCAGUUAAAAACCGAAUCCGAAGUCAAGCUCAUUCACCCUGACAGAAAUCGUAAGAUCAGAAUUGCGGAUUCCUCUGAGGGUGGCUGGGCCACUGUUAAACAUUACGAGGGCUCGCCGGUAGCUAUCGAUCAGGAGGACGACAAGAAGAUUAGGGCCGCCGAGCGGGAAGCUUUGCGAGAAAAAACCAGAGCCAACAAGCACAAGUAUGCUGAGAAACCUUCAGGAAGAGGUCGCGGCGCUUUUGCGCCCUACAACAGGCCUUCGUUCGACCAGAGAGCCGGUUGGUCCGGUCGACAGCCAAGCUACCAGCAGUAUGGCUCCAGUUUUGGCCAACAGCGUCCCAACGAACAGCAACGAGGAUCCUGUCGUUACUGUGGAGCCCCUGGGCAUUGGUGGAGGGAUUGCCCUGUGCGCAUCGCCAAAUCCUUCCCCCAGUUUGGUACUCCCGGCACAACAACAAGCUCCACGUCAGCCAGCCGCCAGUAGCCCUUCCUUUUUUUAAGAACUUGGCUAGUGAAGUCAGUGAGGCGUUUUCUGGUUCUCUUACUACUUCAUGUGAUAAUUGCAUUGAUUGUGCUACACCCGACCAAGAGAUGCAAGCUUUGAUUGAAGAUAAGUCUGUUAUCAAUUAUGACAAUGAUACUGUCUUAGACUUUUAUAAGCGUAACUUGUAUGAAUACGAAAGUGGUGUUACCCCACCUGUAGUAAAGGGUCGUCUUAAAGCUCAUGUUUCGUUUUGGAAGGAUAUUAACGCUCCUAGUUGGAUUCUGGAUGUUAGUAAUAUAGGUUACUCUAUCCCGCUCUCCAGUUUGCCAACUAGGGUUCAUUUGCCUAAUAAUAAGUCCGCCCUUAGUGAUCCCACUUUCGUAUUUGAUGCUAUUGCAGAAUUGCUUAACUUAGGCUUAGUUGUUGAAGUUUUUGCUCCGCCGACUGUCAUAAAUCCUUUGUCUGUUUCGUAUAAUUCCGCUGGGAAACCUAGACUCAUACUGGAUCUUCGGCAUGUUAACAAGUGCAUUCCUAAGCAGAAGUUUCGCAUGGAAGAUUGGAAGUCAUUUAUUCAAAUUAUCGUUCAGAAUGGUUUUUUGUUUAAGUUCGAUAUGAAGUCCGGAUA